AUGCCGGCUGUUUCUUUGCCUAUUUCUUUGACGACUCCGAUUGAAUUCAAGUCAUACAGUGAAAAUGAGGACUAUCUUGUGGAAGAAAAGCCUGAGCCAAACUACCGCUCGCAGACUUUGGUUUACUGUUCUCGAGAGUCAAAGUGGUGGAUAAAGGUGACUUUUCGCGGCGGCAUACUGAAUGAGUCAACAAUAAAACAUAGGACUUCAAAAAAGGAACGUCGCAAACAGUUCCAAAACUUUGUCAGACUCAUAGACUAUGGCGCUCUUCCUCUUCUUGAUGACACGGUUACGGAACUGAUCCUUGAUGAUGGAGGACAGGGCUCCAAAGUCAUUAUACAUGCAUCUGAAGAAUUUACCAGCAAUCCUUUCGUCAAGAUCGCCGCAAAACUGAGAUGUACCAUCCAGGAAGAUCCUUUGCGAGUCAUUUAUCCAUCAUGCGAUGAAUUUCCCUCCUUUCGAUGUAUCAACUCAAGCGAUCUUUGUGACGAGAUUGAAAUUACGGACGGAGUCUUGCAGGUUCUCGAUGUCAACAGCAAGAUACCAUACAUCCUCAAGGUCGUGAACCGACCCCUCUAUCAGCCUCAUGACACGGAGGUCAUUCGCAAAGAACUUGAAAACCUUGAGAUAUUUCGAGGCGUGCCGAAUAUUGUGCAAGCCGCCGGCAUCGCAGUAUCUACAAACCCUUACAUGACGUCUAACACAAGAGAUCAGCCUCUCAUAGUCACUGGUAUUGUGCUCAAAUUCUACAGUGGUGGCUCUAUCCAGAGAGCCUUGAGUGAACAUCGCCUGCUUGAACAUUCCUGGGAAAGGUGGCCAAAACAAAUCGCUACUGCAUUACACCGGUUUCACGCGGCUGGAAAAACCCACAUGGAUAUUAAGCCUUCGAACGUUGUUCUUGAUGCGGAUGGAAACGCAGUUCUUAUUGACAUCAGUGGAAUUGGCGGAAUCACACACGGUUGGCGUGCCCCCGAGAUCCGAGAUGAGAUAUCACCCAACGAACUCCCGUAUGGGGUGCGUAAAUCGAACGACACCUGGGCAUAUGGAAAGUUUCUGUCAGAACUUGUUCGGCAUGCAAAAGAUAGCCCUAUUACAAGGAUACUGAAGCGGAUUGCCGGUCGCCUAAUGGUAGAGAGCGUGCAUGGACGCAUGAGUAUGUUCGAGGCUAUCUUGGAGCUUUUUGGGAUUGACAACAUUGACCGCUCAUGCCAAUAG
Blastomyces dermatitidis ER-3 is the source of this 1215-nucleotide messenger RNA. RefSeq names its product serine/threonine protein kinase. The record is from RefSeq and is a predicted model, not a curated record. The transcript has a single exon. Gene Ontology annotation, molecular function: ATP binding; protein kinase activity. NCBI's taxonomy places the organism in Eukaryota, Fungi, Ascomycota, Eurotiomycetes, Onygenales, Ajellomycetaceae. The coding region runs from base 1 to 1215 and encodes 404 amino acids. Gene Ontology annotation, biological process: protein phosphorylation.